This is a messenger RNA of Anopheles maculipalpis, 2844 nucleotides long. It is a transcript of the gene Ir25a, whose product is annotated as ionotropic receptor 25a. Lineage: Eukaryota; Metazoa; Arthropoda; Insecta; Diptera; Culicidae. Gene Ontology annotation, cellular component: plasma membrane; postsynaptic membrane. The transcript has 10 exons. The record is from RefSeq and is a predicted model, not a curated record. Gene Ontology annotation, molecular function: glutamate-gated receptor activity; transmitter-gated monoatomic ion channel activity involved in regulation of postsynaptic membrane potential. Gene Ontology annotation, biological process: synaptic transmission, glutamatergic; monoatomic ion transport; modulation of chemical synaptic transmission. Bases 1 to 2844 code for a protein of 947 amino acids.
AUGGCUACCGGAGCCAAAAACCGUUGGAUAUUGAUAAUCUUGUUCCAGAUUGCAACGUUUGCAAUAGUAACGAUCCUGGGACAAACCACCCAAAAUAUUAACAUUUUGUUUGUCAACGAAGUGGAUAACAAUUUGGCCAAUGUAGCAGUAGAAGUUGCCCUAAACUAUGUAAAAAAAAAUCCUCAAUUAGGACUUUCGGUCGAUAUGAUGUACGUUGAAGGAAAUCGAACGGAUUCGAAGGACCUUCUACAAGCACUAUGUUCGAAGUAUGGUCAAUCGUUGAGCGAUAAUCGACCGCCGCAUUUACUGCUCGAUACAACGCUGACUGGAGUUUCAUCGGAAACAGUGAAAUCAUUCAGUCUCGCUCUUGGCAUCCCAACUGUAUCGGCCUCAUUCGGACAGGAGGGAGACUUACGCCAGUGGCGGGACUUGACACCAACCAAACGAGGGUAUUUGUUGCAGGUUAUGCCGCCGGCCGAUAUGAUACCUCAAGUCAUUCGAUCUAUUAUCAUCUACAUGAACAUUACCAAUGCUGCAAUUCUGUAUGACAGUACAUUCGUAAUGGAUCAUAAAUAUAAAGCCCUGCUACAGAACAUUCCCACUCGUCAUGUUAUCACCAGCAUUGCCGACGAUCGGGACAGGGCUAGCCAAAUAGAGAAACUACGAAAUCUGGAUAUUAACAAUUUUUUUGUGCUGGGUUCUUUGGCAUCCAUUAAGCAAGUAUUGGAAUCGGCUAAAAACGAAUACUUUGAGCGUAACUUUGCGUGGCAUGUCAUAACGCAAGAGCAAAAGGAUCUGACGUGCAAUGUGGAAAACGCAACUAUUAUGUUCCUACGUCCGAUGUCCGACAGUGCAAGUAAAGAUCGCUUGGGCAGCAUACGCACCACAUACAAUCUUAAGCAGGAACCUCAAAUCACCGGCUUUUUCUACUUCGAUCUAACACUGCGAGCGUUGAUUGCAAUAAAGAACAUUUUGCAAUCUGGAUCAUGGCCGUCGAACAUGAAGUACAUUACAUGCGAGGACUACGAUGGGACUAACACACCGAACCACACGAUCGAUCUUAAGACGGCUUUCAUUGAAGUGACUGAGCCCACCACUUUCGGACCGUUUGAAAUACCAAAGGGAGCCAAAGUGCCAUUCAAUGGUAACGCUUUCAUGAAAUUUGAUAUGGACAUUAAUGCAGUUUCCAUUCGUAGCGGUGCUUCUGUCAAUACGCGCAAUCUCGGCACAUGGGAAGCGAGUCUCAGUGCACCGAUUAACGUGGCUAAUGAGGCAGAAUUAAAAAAUCUCACAGCCGAUGUUGUAUAUCGUGUGUAUACAGUUGUGCAAGCACCAUUUAUAAUGCGAGACCCGACUGCGCCGAAAGGAUUUAAGGGGUACUGCAUUGAUCUGCUAAACAAAAUCGCCGAGAUUGUGGAGUUUGACUAUGAAAUCCGCGAAGUUGAGGAUGGAAAAUUUGGUAAUAUGAAUGAAAACGGUGAAUGGAACGGGAUAGUGCGUAAAUUGAUCGACAAGCAGGCCGACAUUGGACUUGGAUCAAUGUCUGUAAUGGCUGAACGGGAAACAGUUAUUGAUUUUACCGUCCCAUACUAUGAUCUGGUUGGCAUUAGCAUCAUGAUGCAACUGCCCAGCACACCCAGCUCGUUGUUUAAGUUUCUAACUGUACUGGAAACGAAUGUUUGGCUCUGCAUUUUGGCCGCAUACUUUUUUACAAGCUUUCUUAUGUGGGUCUUUGACCGUUACAGUCCCUAUAGUUACCAAAAUAAUAGAGAAAAGUAUAAGAAUGACGAUGAAAAGCGUGAAUUUAACAUUAAGGAAUGUCUGUGGUUUUGCAUGACCUCGCUUACACCUCAGGGUGGAGGAGAAGCUCCGAAAAAUUUAUCCGGACGCUUAGUAGCUGCUACUUGGUGGUUGUUUGGGUUUAUCAUAAUUGCCUCAUAUACAGCUAAUUUAGCAGCCUUUCUCACGGUGUCACGUUUGGACACACCAGUCGAAUCUUUGGAUGAUUUGUCCAAACAGUACAAGAUUCUGUAUGCCCCACUGAACGGAUCCUCAGCAAUGACAUACUUCCAGCGUAUGGCGGACAUUGAAGCCAAAUUUUACGAAAUUUGGAAGGAGAUGUCUCUGAAUGACUCAUUAACAGCGGUGGAACGAUCAAAGCUAGCUGUUUGGGACUAUCCUGUAAGCGACAAGUACACGAAAAUGUGGCAAGCUAUGCUAGAGGCCGGCUUACCAAACAGUCUUGAAGAAGCCGUUCAGCGUAUUCGAAACUCCACAUCUGCCUCUGGCUUUGCGUUUUUGGGUGAUGCUACAGACAUUCGUUAUCAAGUGUUAACAAAUUGUGAUUUGCAAAUGGUUGGAGAAGAAUUUUCUCGUAAGCCAUAUGCGAUUGCAGUACAGCAGGGCUCACCAUUAAAGGAUCAAUUUAACAAUGCCAUACUCAUGCUGUUGAAUAGACGUGAGCUGGAAAAAUUGAAGGAACAAUGGUGGAAAAAUGAUGAUGUGCAAAACAAGUGCGAGAAGCCGGACGACCAAUCCGACGGAAUAUCGAUACAAAACAUUGGUGGCGUUUUCAUCGUUAUCUUUGUUGGUAUUGGCAUGGCAUGUAUUACGCUACUGUUUGAGUUCUGGUAUUACAAAUAUCGAAACAACUCGAAAGUUAUAGAUAUUGUGGAAUCGUCGGAACAGCAGCAGCACCAAGCUGCAACCGUUAAAAAUGUUCGCCCAGCCGGUAAACUCAUCAAGCAAGAUUCAUUGAAGGAUACUAUGAAAGGUCAAAAUUAUCAAACCCUACGGACACGUACCUUAAUGCCGAACCUGAGCAAAUUUCAACCUAGAUUCUGA